UUUGUUGUGAUUUUGAUUUGAUUCGAUCUUAUGUGCUGUUGCUGUUGCUGUUCUUCCGGUUUUGACUCCUUUGAACAAUUCAUUCUCAUACUGCAAUGCUCUGACUGAAUCCUUUUCCAAUUACAAUUUAUUAUUAUUUUAGCCAAUGCAUUAUCUUUUAUCUCCAUGGCGUAAUGGUGAGGAGUACUUUAUUACACAUUCAUGCUUUCUGUUGCUUAAUUCUCCUCCCUUCGUUCACCCACUUUGCUCUUUGCUCGUAGGAAUUUGUGUGCUUGUAGCAGUGAUUGAUUUGGAUUUGGAUUUGAAUUCAUUGCGCACUCACAAGUGAAAAGUGCAGUCCAAGAAAGGGUAUGUGUAAUACAAUUUCAUUUCAAUGAAAUGGCAGCCAGAAAAGCAAUCAUAGAAUCUCCUACCUGGAGGCCAAGGUCCAGAUUCACAUCAGAGGUCCAGCUUCAUCUCUGUGGAUCACAUUUCACCCUCGACAAGGAGCUUUUGGCUAGCAAAUCGGCAAAGGUAUCGAACCUGUUGGAGAGGAAUCCAUAUGAGGAUCUUUCGGCGGCACUCCGCGACAUCCCGGCUGAUCAAGAAUCGAUGGAGCUUGUCGGGAGAUUCUGCCACGGCUUCGAGAUCAACCUGUCAACAGAAAACAUAGUCCGCAUCGCUUGUGUCGCGCAUUACCUCGAGAUGACGGACAGCCAUUGCCGUGACAAUUUGUUGAGCACGGCUUUAAUGUUUUUCGAGCGCUGCAUAGUGACGAGCUGGAACAACUGCAUCAAGGCUCUCAAGAGCGCCGAGAAUGUCCUCCAACAUGCAGUGAAGCUCGGCCUGGUUUCCUACUGCGUGGAAUCGAUAAUCUUGAUGGUGUUAGAAGAUCCCCAUUUGCUCGGAGAACCGCUCGCGGAUCCAAACUCAGACGACGAGGAUGAUGACGAAAGUGACGAUGAGAAUGAAAACACUCACCAGACUCACCAGCCUAUCGACCGGGAGAAACUCUUUGGGGUCGAAUGGAAAUCCGAGGAUCUAACGACGCUGUCGUUGAGACUUUAUAUGCCUAUAAUUCGCGCGAUGGCUCAGCGCCACGCCCCGGAAGAAUACGUAGCUGCAAAUCUGUGUCAAUAUACCCAGAAAUGGGUAUUUUCGAACGUUAAAACAGGAGAAAACUUGCCAAUCUACAAGAAGACUUCUUACAAGGAGACAGUCGAAGCUGUCGUAAGUCUGCUGCCUCAGCAGCGAGACGUUGUUCCUUGCUCGUUCCUGUUUGAACUGCUCCGCUACAGCGUCGCCCUGGAUGUUACCGCAGAUUGCAAGAACGAGUUAGAGAUCAGAAUCGGAAAGCAGUUAGAUCAGGCAACCGUCAACGAUCUGUUAAUACCUUCACAAGGGUACGCGAAGGACGAGCAGUACGACACCGAGCUUGUACGACGGAUCCUCAAGCAUUUCUACUGCAACUACGUCGGGCCACAUGCGUGCGGGCUGAACACCGUGGCUGACCUCAUCGACGACUUCUUGGCGGAGAUCUCGGCCGACAUCGACCUGAAAGUGAGCACGUUCCUCGAGUUUGCCGACAUAUCGGUUGCAGCGUCGACGGGGACUCCGAGAACCUCGGAUGGAAUAUACAGGGCCAUCGAUAUCUACCUCGACAAGCACCGGUACCUGACAGAGUCGGAGAAGGAGGAGCUCUGCAAGGUGUUGGACUGCAACAAGCUGUCAAUCGAAGCCUGCGAGCACGCCGCGCAGAACGAGAGGCUCCCGGUGCGGAUCAUCGUGCAGGCGCUGUUUGCGGCGCAGCUGAAGCUGAGAGAGGUGAUACCUAAAGAAAUGCAGAGCAAUGGUGAGACGACGGCAGCAGCGGCGACGCGUGAGGAGAUAGAGAAGAUGGGGAGUAAGGUGAUGGAGCUGGAGAGAGAGUGCAAUGCAAUGAAGAGGGAGAUGCAGAUAGAGAAAAAGAAGAGUGGGGGUAGAGUGAGAAAGAAGAAGAAGAGAGUGAACAUAUGGAAAGAAAUGAAGAAGAAGAUGGGGUGUAAGAGUAAGACAACAAAUGUGGAGGACUGCAAUUGCCAUGUAAAGAAGAAGGUGCAUCCAAGCUAAGAUUUUUUUACCUCUUAAGUCGAACAAUACACAGCCAUUAGAGCAGAGCAGAGCAGAUUGAAUAAGUUGUUUGUUUAGGACAGAAUCCGAUCGUACUUUUCUGGAGCUUUGAAUUUUUGUGUGUAUGUAUCUGCUGCUCAUCACUCCAAACUUGGAAUCAAUGGCCGAAAUCAAAGAUAAUGAGUAUUUUGGUGAAAUAAA
Andrographis paniculata is the source of this 2289-nucleotide messenger RNA. Its product is annotated as BTB/POZ domain-containing protein At5g17580-like. The record is from RefSeq and is a predicted model, not a curated record. Lineage: Eukaryota; Viridiplantae; Streptophyta; Magnoliopsida; Lamiales; Acanthaceae. Bases 379 to 2088 code for a protein of 569 amino acids. The transcript has 4 exons.